Molecule: messenger RNA, 483 nt
Organism: Nicotiana tabacum (common tobacco)
Lineage: Eukaryota; Viridiplantae; Streptophyta; Magnoliopsida; Solanales; Solanaceae
Source: RefSeq, a predicted model, not a curated record
AUGUCUUCAUUCAACCCACUUACCUCAAUUUUGAACCAAAACAAGUUAGAAGGACCGAAUUAUGUUGACUGGAAAAGGAACCUUGAUUUUGUCCUAACUGCUGAAAGUUACAAAUUUGUAAUCACUGAGGAGUGCCCAGAAAAACCUGAAAAUACUACUGAUGAUCGGGUUAAAGCCUAUGACAAAUGGGUUAAGGCUGAUGAGAUGGCGCGAUGUUACAUUCUUGCCUCUAUGGCGAAUGUUUUGCAACAUCAACAUCAGUCUAUGGGGUCUGCUUAUGAUAUGCUCGAAAGUCUCAAAGAGAUGUUCGGUGAGCAAAAUCGUACAGCUAAGCAGACAGCCAUGAAAGCCCUUUUGAACACCAAGAUGGCUGAAGGAUCAUCGGUCAGAGACCAUGUUCUGAAGAUAAUGAGUCUUCUGAAUGAACUGGAGGUCCUUGGAGCUGUGAUUGAUAAGGAGUCUCAAGUUGAGAUGGUCCUUUAG